AUGCCUCUCACUCUCUUAUUUUCUUUAUUCUGUUCUAUUUUCCCUCUCUCAUCUUUCUCUUCACUCUCCCUUUCUUUUAUCUCUCCUCCUCUGUUUACUCUCUCUUUUUCUUUAUUUUCUUUUCAUUCUUUCUCUCAAUAUUACUGCCUUCCUAGUUGGACGGUGCCUAGAAGUGGUCAACCCGGUUGGGGGUGCCGAGGCUGUUUGUCGGACGGAACGAGCGGCCUGUUGGCUGUUUAUGUAGACGGAAGAUUACGGUCAAUCCCUGUCAGCGAUUACAUUUUUACGACGGCUGCCGAAAAACAAGUCCCCUACCCUACCCACCUCUCUCUCUCUCUCUCUCUCUCUCUCGUUCCCUGUUAUCUUGACACUUUUCGUCUUCCUUUCCCUUUCUUUCCGUUCAUUUUCUCCCCUCUUCUUUCCUCUCCACUCUGUUUCCUUUUAUCCUCACUCUCUCUUCUCAUUUAUAUUUUUCUCUCUUCUCUUUUUCCUUUUCACUUUUCUUUUUGUCUUUUCUUCCUCCUAUUUUUCUCUCCAACUCUCUUUUUUCCUCUUACUCCUUUUCUCUCUUUCCUUCCUUCUCCUUCUUCUCCCUCUCCUCAUUCCUCUUCUCACGAUUUCCUCAUUUGA
Molecule: messenger RNA, 630 nt
Organism: Acanthosepion pharaonis
Lineage: Eukaryota; Metazoa; Mollusca; Cephalopoda; Sepiida; Sepiidae
Source: the annotation of a GenBank genome assembly